Gongylonema pulchrum is the source of this 624-nucleotide messenger RNA. The record is from the annotation of a GenBank genome assembly. Lineage: Eukaryota; Metazoa; Nematoda; Chromadorea; Rhabditida; Gongylonematidae.
AUUGGCGACUGGACACAGUGCUCGACAAGCUGCGGCCCUGGAGAGCAGCGUCGGGAAGUGACGUGUGAACAACGCGUUGCAAGCGGCGACGUGAAGCAGUUCUAUCCACCCGUGCAGUGCCGACAUAUAGAAAAGCCGCCUACUGUACAGCUUUGCGAUCUGGGAACAUGCGAUAGUAUCAGUAACUCAGUGCUUCAGGACAGAAGCGAACCAUCAUAUCCUUCUGCUCCAUCGUUUAUUCAGCACCGCGAACAGAAUCGAAAGCUGACACUUAAUAUUGGUGGUAACGCGAAAUUAUUCGUUGGAACAUCACUUAAGGUAAAGUGUCCAGUGCGUAAUUACACAAAGAGCAAAAUUAUUUGGACCAAAGAUGGCAAGAAAAUUACAAACAAUGCUCAUAUAAAAGUGUCAUCGAACGGAGCACUGCGCAUCUUCCACGCUCGGAUGGAGGAUGCUGGCGUGUAUGCAUGUGUCGCAGGCGGUGUUCGAGGCAAUGUCACGUUAUCCUUCAAGUAUCGAGAUGAUAAAGUGCAGGUGCAACUCAGCAACCUGACUCUUUUAAUUUCAAUGCAGCUUUCCCGAAGAAAAGUUGCUAAACAAUGCUGUCGUUAUUCAAAAAAUUAA